Molecule: messenger RNA, 1091 nt
Organism: Drosophila teissieri
Lineage: Eukaryota; Metazoa; Arthropoda; Insecta; Diptera; Drosophilidae
Gene: Timp
Product: tissue inhibitor of metalloproteinase
Exons: 5
Coding region: 303-935 (210 amino acids)
Biological process (GO): negative regulation of membrane protein ectodomain proteolysis; negative regulation of endopeptidase activity
Cellular component (GO): extracellular matrix
Molecular function (GO): protease binding; metalloendopeptidase inhibitor activity
Source: RefSeq, a predicted model, not a curated record
UGACUUGGCGAUCCAGUGCAGAACCGCAAGCGCAGCGAGCUAGAACGCCACAAAAUCGGCGACGGAGAAAUCGCGAGAACGCGAGAUCGUGCAAAUAUAUAGUACCAAGUAGUAUAAAGUGCGGACUUGGCGAUUCGAGUGCGAGUGCGAGUGCCGGUGAAAAUACAUUCAGCAGUUUUCCCCCAUUUUUAGUGCCCUCGGGUUCAAGUGUUUUAAAGCCCAAAGUGCCAGUUUUACACACCAAAUAGGUUGCAGCUUUAAGCCAUAGCCAUUUUAUCAGCUCGCCACCAACCAACGCAGCCAUGGAUUUUAGAAAGCAUUUGGGUUUAUUGACGCUCCUCCUGGUCGCGAUACUCGCGUUUUACGGUCGCCCAGCUGACGCCUGCAGCUGCAUGCGCUCCCACCCACAGACGCACUUCGCCCAGGCGGACUACGUUGUGCUGUUGCGAGUCAUUCGCCAAUCGGACACCAUCGAGCUGGGCAAGACCACCUACAAAGUUCAAAUCAAACGCACCUACAAGGCUACGCCCGAAGCGCGGCAGAUGCUACGCGAUGGUCGCCUGUCCACGCCCAAAGAUGACGCAAUGUGCGGCGUGCACCUCAGACUGGGAAGGGUUUAUAUAGUGGCGGGAAGGAUACCGACAUUAAACAUAUGCAGCUACUACAAGGAGUACACCAAGAUGACCAAAACAGAGCGGCAUGGCUUCAUGGGUGGCUAUGCCAAGGCCACCAAUUGCACACUCAUUCCCUGCCAAGGAGAAAGGUGCUUAACGGGACGAAAUUAUGCCGACGCAUGCAAAUGGUCGUAUGCAAAUAAAUGCCAGACAGACUACAGUCUCUGCACGCCGCACCAAAAGCGGACGGAUCAUGGAGUGAUUUCCCAAUGCCGCUGGAGAGAGACGCAUCUCUACAAAAAGUGCCUGCGCAAUCCGUAGAGCAAUACGGGUUUUAGUUCCCCAAGUCCUCCGCUUGUCCUUGUUAUGCUAUCGUUUUUCUCUGUCCAGAGCUUUAAUACGUACGUUAUGCCUAAUGUGUUAUUUAAUAAUUGAUGCUUUCGAACUUGUAACCGGCUCCUUAGUAGCUACUUAAUU